Fonsecaea erecta is the source of this 2589-nucleotide messenger RNA. RefSeq lists its product as hypothetical. Gene Ontology annotation, molecular function: histone deacetylase activity. Lineage: Eukaryota; Fungi; Ascomycota; Eurotiomycetes; Chaetothyriales; Herpotrichiellaceae. The record is from RefSeq and is a predicted model, not a curated record. Bases 1 to 2589 code for a protein of 862 amino acids. The transcript has 9 exons. Gene Ontology annotation, biological process: chromatin organization. Gene Ontology annotation, cellular component: histone deacetylase complex.
AUGGCUCAGAUACCACCACCAGGCCAGGAAAGAUUUCAUUCUGCGCAUGGCGCAGCGUUAGCCAACGCCAUUCCACAACUACAGGAGCCAAACUCACUGUCAGGUGACACGUCCAUGAGGGAAACCCCCGAUGUGUCUGCAGAAAUCGGCAGCCGCUUACACAUCGAGAGUCCAUCGGACGAAGAUGACGACGAAGACAGCUUGCUUUCUGACACGUCUUCCGAAGCCCUCGAGCCGCUCACACCAUCCAAACGGGGUCUGCCGAUUGCCAAGCUUCCCACCGGCCUCUGCUACGAUGAACGUAUGCGAUAUCAUACCGAAGUGGCAGCAAUGAGCGGCGACAAUGUGCACCCCGAAGACCCCAGACGGAUAUACUACAUCUACAAAGAACUCUGUGAGGCUGGAUUGGUUGAUGACAAGAAGUACCCGCCUGUGGUAGAGAUGCCCUUGUUUCGAAUUAAUGCCCGUGAAGCUACGGAGGAAGAGUGUCUGUUGGUUCACACGAAGAAGCAGUAUGAAGAGAUCAAGGAAACCGCUGGCUUGAGCGACGAAGAGCUCAUCGAGCGUUCGGAGCGGUACGAUAUGGAUUCCGUCUACUUCAACCAGCUGUCGUUCUUCUCUGCCAGUCUAUCGACAGGCGCAGCGAUUGAGACAUGCCGAGCAGUAAUGUCUCGAAAGGUAAAGAACGCUAUCGCCGUCAUCCGCCCCCCUGGUCAUCAUGCCGAGAUCAAAAGGCCUAUGGGCUUUUGCCUCUUCAACAAUGUCUCUGUUGCUUCUCGAGUUUGUCAGAAUGAUUUUGGGGAGGAAUGCAGGAAAAUCUUGAUUGUAGAUUGGGAUGUCCACCACGGCAAUGGCUGCCAACAAGCUUUCUAUGAGGACCCCAACGUUCUCUACAUAUCUUUGCAUGUCCAUAUGGACGGAACGUUCUAUCCCACGGGCGACGAAGGUGACAUGUACCACUGUGGGGUUGGCGCUGGCGAGGGAAAAAAUGUCAAUAUUCCCUGGCCCGUGAAAGGUAUGGGUGAUGGUGAUUACAUGUACGCAUUUCAAAACGUCGUCAUGCCUAUUGCCAAUGAAUUCGACCCCGACUUUGUCAUCGUCGCCUCGGGCUUCGACGCCGCCGCUGGGGAUGAACUGGGUGGUUGCUUCGUCUCGCCACCGUGCUAUGCGCAUAUGACGCACAUGCUUAUGUCCCUUGCUGGAGGGAGAAUUGCGGUGUGUUUGGAAGGGGGUUACAACUUCAGGGCUAUCUCGAAAUCCGCUCUCGCGGUCACGCGUACCCUGAUGGGUGAACCCCCUGAUCGCCUGCACGCUACGGCGGCCACACAGGCUGGGCUGGAGACAGUGGCCCAGGUUCGAAAUAUCCAAUCGAAGUAUUGGAGAAGUAUUUAUCCUAAGGAACCUGUCGGCGGAAUAUUCGGCGGAGAGAGAUUGCAUGACAUCAUCCGCCAAUAUCAGGCAGCGCACCUCUAUGACCAAUACAAGUUUACGCAACUGCAUAUCUAUCGCAACACAGUGUCAAAAUCCUUUGACCAGCAGGUCCUCGCAACACCCAAUUAUGAGCGCAAGAAAGCUUUGUUGAUCAUAUUCCAUGACUCACCCGAUCUUCUCGGUGGGAACAAUGGUCUAUCCACGCAACAAAAACUGCAUGACACAUGGCUCGUUGACGGCGCACAGUCGUACGUCCACUGGGCGGUUUCCUCCGAUUUGGGUGUUAUCGACGUCAAUAUUCCCGAAUUCAUCACUGUUUCUCAGCCUGAUGACAAAUCGGAGUAUUUCUCCCCUAACAAUCCAUAUGGAUCUUUUACAGACGUUGAAUACGCGUCCACAAUGACAGACAGUGCCAGAAAAGAAGGCGAGAAACUCGCAUUGUAUCUCUGGGAGAACUACAUCGAGCCGUACGACUUCCCCUGGGGAAUCAUCCUUAUGGGCGCUGGCAACGCGUUCCACGCCAUCGCGAAGCUGGUGUCAGAGAACCCGCGCGUCUACCCCAAGCUAGUGGGGAUCUUGUGUUUCAUAUCCACGCAGCCGAUCCGACCCAUAAGCAAUCCAAGUGGGCAUCACUGGGUGAGUCAGUGGUACCGCGAAAAUUCGUUGGUGUUCAUCAGCGGCCGGCACAGCUUGUGGAAAAAGGAAAUGAAAACGAGCAAGCGGUACGGACGGCUGAUCAAGAGUGACGGAGAGGUUCUGAACCAGAUCAUGAUCCUGCACAGAGACGAGGCCUACGAGUGGAUGGUGGACAAAAUCAAGCAGCGCCGGGACGAGAUGCGAGGCAGUUCUUCGGAGUUAGAGAACACAGAGGACGAUUACAUGAUGGCAGGGGCGCUCCAGGACGGAGAUGCAGACCAGAUGGGGAGGGAGAAGGGGAAGGGAAAGGAGAGCGAUGCCGACGAGCCCCCCACGAUGAAAGCCGAGCGUGAUGCCCCUUCGCGAGCCACGCAGGCUGGCGGAUCGGGACGACUGAGCGUCAGCGCGGUGGGCAACGGAGUCGCCGGUGGGUUCUUGAACACUGCGGUGGCAGAAACAGGUCACACACGCUCAGCGUCUGCCGCUGACAUCAAGGACGUGUAUAUGGCGUUGGGGCCGUGA